This is a messenger RNA of Anopheles darlingi, 2571 nucleotides long. RefSeq names its product ribosome-releasing factor 2, mitochondrial (gene mRRF2). NCBI's taxonomy places the organism in Eukaryota, Metazoa, Arthropoda, Insecta, Diptera, Culicidae. The transcript has 4 exons. Gene Ontology annotation, molecular function: GTPase activity; translation elongation factor activity; GTP binding. The coding region runs from base 193 to 2481 and encodes 762 amino acids. Gene Ontology annotation, cellular component: mitochondrion. Gene Ontology annotation, biological process: ribosome disassembly; mitochondrial translation. The record is from RefSeq and is a predicted model, not a curated record.
UUUUCUUUUUAAACCCCAUUAUAAUGAGAGAAAUCAGUUUGCAAUCGGAUUAUCUGUCACAGUAUUUUCACAGGGACAGUGUCAGUUUGUAAAAAUAAACAUCGAAAGCACGGGUUUUGCUUUAGAACGUGAUUUUCAGCCUGGUUUCAAAACCGAAUCACGAAAAGUUAAAACACCUUUUAUGAAAGUAGAAUGUUGUGUCACAAAAAGGGAAUACUGUGCUGCAAAUUACACCAUGCGCUGAUCCGUGGAAUGAGGGUGCGAAAGAGGCCAGAGACGCUUUCCUCGACCAGGAUUACAUCAGCACGUUUUACUCACAACAGCCCAAACGAAAGGAUAGACGAGAGCCUGAUACGAAAUGUGGGCAUACUGGCGCACAUCGAUGCGGGAAAAACGACGACCACGGAGCGCAUGUUGUACUACGCCGGUCGGACGGAAACUCUGGGAGAGGUGCAUCACGGGACGACCGUCACCGAUUUCCUGCAGCAAGAACGCGAGCGAGGAAUUACCAUCUGCAGUGCAGCCGUGUGUUUCGACUGGAAGAACCACCGUAUCAAUUUGCUCGAUACGCCGGGGCACAUAGAUUUUACUAUGGAAGUAGAACAGUCGCUAGGAGCGGUCGACGGUACGGUAAUCAUACUGGACGGCUCGGCCGGAGUCGAAGCACAAACGGUCACCGUGUGGGGCCAAGCGAACCGGCAUCGCCUUCCUAGGUUGGUGUUUGUUAACAAAAUGGAUAAAAAGAAUGCCGAUUUUGAGGCAUGUGUUUCGGAGCUCCGUACCAAGCUGGGUGCCGUACCGGUUCCGCUGCAAAUGCCUAUUAGGCACGAUGGAAAGUUGAUAGGGUUGAUUGAUGUGUUGUCAAUGUCGCAAAUCUUUUGGGAUCAUAAAAGCAAUGGAAGGACCUACGAGAUAAGCCCGAUAAAAGAUGAUACUACGCUGGAACGAGUGCGCCAGAGGCUUGAAGAGCUAAUCGAUUUACUCUCCGGAAUGGAUGACGGUCUAGCUCAAGCUAUCAUCGAUAGCGACAGCAUGGAGAACAUCAAACUAAACAUCAUACUGGAUGCACUUCGUGCUUGCACCGCCAAGCAGCUGGUCGUCCCUGUACUGUUGGGUUCAUCGUAUAAAAACGUUGGUGUGCAGCUAUUAAUGGAUGGCAUUUUAAAUUUCCUACCGGCGGCUAAUGAAAGGAAUCAAAUCUAUGAUUAUUUUGGCAAGGAAUUCGUUGGAAAGGUAUUCAAAGUAAUGCAUGACAAGCAGAGAGGCCCUAUAUCUUUGAUCCGGGCCUUUCGGGGCACAUUGAAGAAGAACUCCAAGUUUAUCACUGCCGCCGGCAAUACGGAGACGGUACAGCGCAUAUACGAGCCGCUUGCUGAUGAGUACCGUGAAAUCGAUUCCUUCUCUGCCGGUAAUAUUGGGCUGUGUGCUGGACCAAAGACCACUGUAACCGGUGACCUAGUCAUAGCGAAUGCUUCUGCAUUAAAGAGUGCCCUCAAACGGAUUCAUAAAGAUAAUACUGGUCAGCCAGGAGCAAUCCAGGAGGAUGAUUCGCUUUUCCUCACACAGAAGCUAGGUCUUCAAACCACUAUUCCCGAUGCGGUCUACUUCUGCUCGAUAGAACCACCAUCAGCGAGCCAACAAACACAACUCGAUAAGGCCCUGGGUGAAAUUCAGCGAGAAGAUCCAAGUCUUCGGGUGCGAUUCGACGAAGCAACGGGACAAACGGUGCUCGGUGGUAUGGGCCAGCUUCACUUGGAGAUCAUAAAGUCCCGUAUUUUGUCGGAGUAUCGCAUCGAUGCUGAUCUAGGGCCACUUCAGAUAGCGUACAAGGAAGCACUGGUGGAACCCAGCUAUGGGGAACGGACAGCGGAGAAGGAAAUUGCUGGCAGCAAACAGUAUGUUCAGAUGGCGAUGACGAUCUCACCCAGUGACGAUCCCAACGAAGAGCAGAUCGUGCUAGAUAACAGUGGUGAGGCACAGGAAAAUUUGAAACUGGUGCGUCCUAGGCAGAUGGCGUUCUUUAGAAAGGGAGCCGUUGCCGCUCUGCAACGUGGCCCAAAAUUGGGAGGACAGCUUGCGAACUGCACCGUUAAGCUGCAUGCUCUGACGAUCGGAAAAGGUACGGCGGAUACCUUCAUAAUGGCUACUGCUGCACAGUGCAUUGGAAACAUCCUAGCGCAGGCCAAGUGUCGCCUGUUGGAACCGGAUAUGUUUCUAGAAAUCGUGACACCAAUCGAGUAUGUUACACCCAUCCUGGCCGAUCUGAGUCGUCGGAGGGCAAUAAUCGAGGAAGUUAUAGCCAAGGGUACGGACAGUAAGGUGAUAAAAGUUAACGCACCUUUGGCGGAACUGGCCGAUUAUUCGACGACGUUGCGCAUCAUUAGCUCCGGUACGGCCACGGUUUCGAUGGAACCGAAUGGGCAUUCGCCACUGAACGAUGCUGAAGAGACGUUGGCGUUACAACGAUCUUUGGGAUUGUAAUAAACGAUGUAAACGACGAUCACGUAAAUGCUACAGCCAGUAUUGUGUUGGACUUUAUUGACUAUUUGGUUUAUCACGCAGAUUCCGUUU